Messenger RNA from Paralichthys olivaceus (Japanese flounder), 5197 nucleotides. NCBI's taxonomy places the organism in Eukaryota, Metazoa, Chordata, Actinopteri, Pleuronectiformes, Paralichthyidae. The record is from RefSeq and is a predicted model, not a curated record.
AUGAACUCCGGAGAAUGUCCGCCCUGGCGUUACCCAGGCCAGGUGACCCUGAAGUCCAGCCGGCUGCGUCUGAGUCAGGGUCACAGUCGGAGGAGGGCGGGGCAGCAGCCGAACACGCAGGCAGCCAGCGUUCAGACCGACUGCAUCUCCGACCUCCCCCAGCUCUCCGCUCCUCCUGACGCCUGCGGCUACGACACCGUGUCUCUACCAACGGUUGAACUCGAAAGCCUCGCCUCUUCGCCUCCCUUCCUCUCGCUGCCUCCCCUCUCAGCUCCCCCAUCUGUUCUGUCAGCGGGUCCUCCACCACCUCCCCCWCCUCCUCCACCUCCGCCUCCCCCGCCCCCUCCGCCGCCUCCUCCCUCAGAGCAGCAGCAGCAGCAGGGCGAGGACGGGAACAGGACCCUUGCAGCAGGCAGUCUGGUGCUGCAACACGAGUCAGAAUCCUCCUCGCUGCCCCUGGCUCCAUUUUGCCCUCGAUUCUUUGACAGCAGCCAGCUGAUGACUGCGAGGACGAAGCUGAGGAAGACGGCCUCGCUGGACUCCUCACAGUGGAGGAGAGCGAGCUCCCCCAUGGACGAAGUGCUGGCUUCUCUCAAACGCGGCAGUUUCCACCUGAGGAAGGCCGAGCUGCGAGUCCUGGCCCCGGACCCGGACGACGACAGCGACAACAUCCUGGCUCAGAUCAGGCAGGGCGUCCGGCUGAGAAAGGUUCGCACCCGGCCGGAGCAGCAGCAGCGUCACGCCAGGAGCUUCCCCCACUCGGCCGACGCUCUCACCCGCAGCAUCCACGAGGCUCUGAGGAGAAUCAAAGAGGCUUCACCAGAGUCCGAGUCUGAGGACGAGGGCCUCCCGUGCACUGACUGGGAAAACUAGUCCAUCAGAAGAACCUUUUUUUUAAAAACUGCUUUCUUUCAUGGAUGUGUGGAGCCAAAAGGAAGAGUUACUGUACAACGACUGAAGUUAAAGGGACACCUCAGAGUUUUAUCACCUGGUGAUAGCUCGGUGCAAUUUGAACAAGGAAACCCCUUUUUUUUGUAAUAUCAGACAAUGGCUCAAUUUGUUUCAUACUUGUGCGUGUGGUUUGUAAAAGACGGACCACUAAGGUUGUUUUUUUUAAGUCGCUGCUGUGGCGUUCUCGGCGAGGACACAACCUCUGACCUCCCGGUGAAUUCAUCGACGUGUCGGAGUCGUACUGUACUGUAGCUUGCUGUGAUGGGUUUGUUUGAAGAAGUGAGUAUUUUCUAUUUUAUUUUCACCUUUCUCUCACUUUCAAAGCAUUCAGACUCUCCACCAAUAACUUCUCUGUAUGUUUUUUACAUUACAAACACACAGGAAAUUUCAGUGCAUUAAAAAAAAACGCCUAAACAUGUAGACACACAACAAUUCACACUCACUGGAAGAAAUAAUUUGACAUUCUGGAAGUUCUUUCACUUUUCAGACAUGAACUCCGGAGAAUGUCCGCCCUGGGUGCGGACUUUCUCCAGAGUUUGUCUUUCACACAUGAACAACGCAGCAACUCUUCUCGGACACGUUCCCGACCCCAGAUUCUCACGAGUUCAUUUCACGUGUGAAAGCAGCUCUGCAGAACACUUGUUCUAAUAGUCUCAGCUAGAGUAAGUGAGUUUUCCAAAAUGUUGAAGUCUUCGUUAGUUUGAUAUUAGAAGUGGAGCUACAUGACUGAAAGUUGCACAACUUGGUUUUUGGGCCAUUUCUAUCAUCCUGGUGUUAAAAUACCAGAACCAGCACUGACUGGUGUAUUUGGAGAAUAAGCCAUACUUCUUUUAGCAUUUUCACUUUUACAAAGUAAUAUAUGAUACAACAGGAGGAAGGGGUUUUGGAGGACGUAUAUCGGACUCUGUUUAAAUCUCUAUCAUUUUAUUGAGAGGUUUUCAGACCGUGAGGGUGACAAAGACGCAGCUCACGGAGAAAGUUAAGGUUUAAAUUCACAGCAUCACAUUUCUUUCUCUGGGUUAUAGCUCAGGACAGGAUUUUGAGAUUCCGUGUGACCUUUACUUUACAAGUACAUCCCUGUUUCCAAUAUCCACAGCAAAGAAACUUGCUACAUUGCACAGUGGGACUUCUAAUAUUCCUUAUAUUUUUAAUGAAUAAAUAAAUCGGACAAAAUCUCAACAAGCAUGAAAGAGAAAAAAGCAGGGCUCAAGCUGUAGCUGGAGCGAGCUAACUGAAUCCAGGAUAUUAUCUAGACUUCACACUAUAAUAUAUACAUAAUGUAGCUGAUGGAACUCUAGUAUAAAAGAGAGAUUAGGUUAAGCUCCAAAUAACCAGCUUACCUCCCACACAGCGCUAUAUAAAUAGGGACCAGAUGACAAAAGUAUAUAUUUUAUCAGAGACGUUUCAAUUCAUCAUUUCUGAAGCAGCGUUGGAAAUAUUAGAUCGUUAUUCAACUUGAACAACUUUUAAAGUUGCCCACACACAGUAUUCUGACACAAGAAUGGAUGAAUGGAUAUGCAGUAAUAUUUAUUCCCUCUGAUGAAUAACAAGCUCCGCUGUGGUCACCCUGUGUUAAUUUACUCUUUAUUUCAUAUACAAGUAACACCUGACAGAAAGGAAACCAUCAGAAAGUAAACUGUGGUGGUAACUGAUCAUGAAAAUUAAAUCGCUCGACAGAAGAUCGGCAGUAAUUUAAUAAUUCAUUGUUUUUUCUCUGGUUUCAGCUUCUCAAACGUAACCAUUCCCACCCAUUUUAGAGUUUUAUACCCUAAAUGUAUAAUAUUUAAGUUUCUGACUAAUGGUCGGACAAAAGGAAACAUUUAUAAACGUCACCUUGGGCUUUAGGAAAUUGUAACGGACAUUUUUUACUAUUUUAUACACAAAAUCAAUUAGUUGAAAAAGGCAUAUAUGAAGUCUUGAAAGAAUGUUAACCAUUUUUUGAAAAGCAACUUCCAGCCCUUAAAAAAAAGAAGAAGCUUUUACGCACAUGUACAUAACAGACUCCAGAUGCGGAGCAGCAUUAAAAACAAACUGGAGCGUGUCGUCAAGUCAGAGAUCGGAGCUGACGCAGCUUCCUGCUCGCCACACCCAACAUUAUCGGGAUCACACGUGUUGUUUACCUUUAUUUCCUUUGUCUUUUUAACUGUCGUUUUAUUUACCCGAGAGUCUCUCUCUGUUUCCACUGCCUUUGUUUUUUUUUUUUCAGGUUUGUUUUUGUCAUGGAGUUGUUUUUCGUGUGUGUGGUUUUUUUUUUUUUAUACCAACCAGUCUCUUAUUAUGUAUGAUCUGUGUCAAACCUGUCUACAGCUGAAAAACACAUGUUCCUGUAGUUAAUAGGCACUGAGCAGCAGGGCUUCAUUUAAAGAAAUCGUUUGACAUUUAGGGAAAUAAACACAUUUAUUCUCUUUCUUGCUCAGAGUUAAAUGAGAAGCAUAAACAAAUCCAAAGAUCCUCUGAAACUCACAAAUUAACAUCCUGUUGUUGGACUGUGUCAAAUGCAACAAAUACUAUUGUUUACCUUUUAUUAAUUGUAAUAGAUGAUGUAAGUUGUGGCCUUGUAGUGUAUUUACUUUUCGAUACAUUUACAAACAGCCAUUCACCAAAUACUGACAGAGAAACACACUGACAAAUUCUGACGGGUGUAAUGACAGAAGCUGUACCUCACCUCAUGUCGUGUCAGGUCUUUUACACGUCGUUAUGGAAACCUAUUUCUACAAUGACGUAUGAGAGCUGUAAAAACUAUUUAUUACUAAAUAUCACAGAGCUGAGGUGUCAUGUUGUGACAGAAAGAAAUAUAUUUUCUGGCAUUUACGCUGAAAAAACUGGAUAUUCUGUCGGAUGAUGAAGUCAGAAAUAGAUGAGAGAGAAAAUAUUUAAUUAGCUUUUUUUUAACAAACCCUCUGCAGUGGAUGUCCUUAACAAAUUAUUUUGCAAUUAGAUUUGACUGUAGGGAAAUGCUGCUGAUUUAAGCCCAGAAUCAGGCUGAACCGAAAUUCAGAUUUACAUGAGGGUUGUGGCAGGCGAAGGUUGAGGGGAUAAAGAGAGCGUUACAUGCUACAUUUAUUGCACUUUUUUUCCGUCCUGCGGGAGGGAUCCCUCACAUGUGACUCUCUCUUACGUGUCUACAUUUUUGUUCCUCCUAACAGGAUUGUUGGUUUAGUAGUUUUUCCUCACUCUAGUCGAGGGUUUAAGGGAUAGUUCACCCAAAAAGAAAAUUUCACUUAUCAUUUACUCACUGCUAUGCUGAUGGAGGGCGGGGUGAAGAGUCCACAGAAUACUUUAGGAGUUUCAGGGGUAAACAACGUCGCAGCCAAAUCCAAUACAAUUGAAGUAACUGGUGUUUUUUUGGACUCUAACACUUCACCCACCCCUCCAUUGGCAUAGUGGUGAGUAGAUAAUGAGUGCAUUUUCAUUUUUGGGUGAACUAUCCCUUUAAGGGCACAUCCAUCACGCCAAACAAAUCUCCCACAUUUGUGACUUUAUAAUCUCUGAGAAUAUCCAAAGGUUUUUUUUUCUUGUAAAUUACUGAUUUGCCGGUAAGUGUCAUUUUUUUUGUUGCUUUUGGAUAGAGCCAGGCUAACAGUUUCUAUCUGUUUCCAGUCUUUAUGCUAAGCUAACUGCCUGCUGACUGGAGCUGAAGUGGUUAUCGAUCCUCUCAUUUAACUCGACAUGAAGCAGAACGAGUGCGUUUCUCAUUAUGCUGAACUUUGUGAAACACGCAGUCACUGUUGCCAAGUGUAAAACAUCAUUCCUACUCAGAGUGACAGUAAUUUCUCUUCUACCCACACACACCUUUACUGAUAUUAAACAUUAGAUUACAAGUUUGACUUUCACCUCCUCACACUGCUGUUUGCUUUUUAUUUUUGAGCUUUUUGUAGACUCCAAGUUGUGACUCCUAGAUUCCCUCCAUCUUUUAUUUUGACCUUUAUGACCUUAUGCAUGUGGCUGGUUUGAGGACGAAACCCAUCACAACAUAAGUGCAAUAAUGAAGAUUAAAGUCAUUUUAUGGAUAAUACUGUAAUGAAAUGUAAAUCAUGUCAAAAAACUAUAUCCGCAUGCCUAAAUGUAUUGAAGUAUUUAUUGAAACUUCAUAUUUUAAAGAAUUUUUAAAGCGUACAAAUGUAAAUGUACUUUAUAAGCUUUUCUUUUUGUCGCUUUUUGUUUCCUAUCAUGACAUUCCUCUCUGCUUUCUAUAUCCUAGUUAUUAUAUAUAUAUUUUUUGUCCUUUUAAAAAUAAAAAAAAAUA